Messenger RNA from Hypanus sabinus (Atlantic stingray), 4042 nucleotides. It is a transcript of the gene dpy19l3, whose product is annotated as dpy-19 like C-mannosyltransferase 3. NCBI's taxonomy places the organism in Eukaryota, Metazoa, Chordata, Chondrichthyes, Myliobatiformes, Dasyatidae. The record is from RefSeq and is a predicted model, not a curated record. The transcript has 20 exons. Gene Ontology annotation, molecular function: mannosyltransferase activity. Gene Ontology annotation, cellular component: nuclear inner membrane. Bases 199 to 2403 code for a protein of 734 amino acids.
ACAGAAAGCAGCAACAUUGAUUUCUCAAGAUGUCGCUGAUGGGAUUGGUGUUGGUGGAGAAUCUGCUGCUUGCGAUCGCUUUUCUGCGGUAGAUCUCAGCGGUGCAAAGGGACUUGCAGUAUUUGUGUCUUCCGGAGGCCGACGGUCGCUGUUGCUUUGCGGGAUUGAGAGUUUCUGAGCAGCUGUGCAAAAUAAAACAUGAACAUUUUGAAACGAAGAAAGGCUACAAAAGGCAUUGAAGAACGUCCAACACAACACGAGGAUGAUGAACUCAAAGAAAAGUCCAGAAAUGCAUGCAGCUCCAUAGGUCCAGGAGCAAUAAAGUACGCAACCUUCCUAGUUGGUGGAUUUAUGGGAAUUUUCUUAGGACUUUUCACCUCAGUUUAUGUUGCAACUUUGCACGAAAAUGAUCUGUGGUUUUCAGCUAUCCAGGAGGUUGAACAGGAAAUCUCCUUCAGGACAGAAUGUGGUCUGUACUAUUCAUAUUACAAGCAGAUGAUUCAAGCCCCAACCAUUAACCAAGGAAUUAACGAGCUCUUGUAUGACAAUAAAACUGAAUCUAGGAGGACAAUAAACCUCCUUAAGCGGAUGAACAUUUACCAGGAAGUUGUCCUAAGCAUUUUAUAUAGAAUUUUAUCUCUUCAGAAUUACUUGGCACCAGUUUUCUUCUACAUAUACACAGUAUUUGGACUUCAGGCUCUCUAUGUUAUUUCGCUGUAUGUUACCAGUUGGUUAUUAAGUGGUACCUGGAUAUCAGGGGCACUGGGAGCUAUUUGGUACAUCCUAAACAGAAUUGAUACAACAAGAGUGGAGUUCACUAUUCCUUUGAGGGAGAAUUGGUCACUUCCCUUUUUUGCACUGCAAAUAAUGGCGAUUACAUAUUACCUCAGACCACAGAUUAGACCGCUUCAGCAACGGCUGUCACUCACUUUGAUCAUGGCUUCAACAUUUCUCUUCUGCGUUACCUGGCAGUUUAACCAGUUUAUCUUAUUAAUUCAAGCUGUGGCUCUCUUUUCAUUGGAUUGCUUAGAUAUGGUGCCAACAUCUAAGGUUACAUCAUUAUACUUUGUACAUGUUGUUUCUUUGCUUUUGGUAUGGAUCCUACAAUUUAACAAUUCUAUGCUCCUGGGCUCACUGGUUCUGAGUUUCAUCCUGGCUGCUUUAGUAGUACGGUACUUUCAGAGGAAUUUAAAAUCUGGCACGUUUGCUGUAAGAGUUGUGAAACUAUUGCUACAUCUGAUUGUUAUAUUCAGCUUAACAUUCCUAACAAAUAAUAUAAUCAAGAGAAUUUUAGGACUAGAAUCUGAUGAACAUAUUUUUAAAUUCCUUAAGGCAAAGUUUGGAUUUGGGGCAACAAGGGAUUUUGAUGCUAAAUUAUACCUAUGUGAAGAAGCCUUUGGCCUCCUGCCUCAUGAUACCUUCCAAAGACUUUUGAACACAUUGAUUUUACCUUCAUAUCUUUUAGUUUUGGUUAUUACAAUGAUCAUCGCUCUAAUUGUUGCUAUUCGGAAUCUCAGAGCAGAUACCAACCUGCCUCAGCUAUCUUCUAUUAUCACCAAAUUCAACUGUUCCAAUCUAUUCCAGAGUUCAACCGUUAAAGACGAGAACAUGACACUGCUCAGACCAGACAUGGCGUACAAUCUAAUACAUAAUGUGUUAUUUGGUCUGCUGGCUUUGAGUACAAUGAGGAUGAAAUAUUUGUGGACAUCCCAUAUGUGUAUUUUUACAUCAGCAGCAAUUUGCAGCAGUCAUUUUUGGAAUCUAACUCUCAAAGCACUUCGGCUUUUUUCUCCCCUGUGGGUCCGUGUGGUGAGGUUUGCAGUUCCUAUAUCAAUUUGUAUUUAUCUUUGUUAUGAGUUCUGGCCAAAGUUAAUGGCUGAACUGUCAGAUUUAAGGGAAUUUUAUGACCCUGAUACUGUUGAAUUAAUGAACUGGAUCAAAUUAAAAACUCCUAAAGAUGCAGUAUUUGCUGGAAGUAUGCAGUUACUGGCAGGAAUCAAACUGUGUACUGGAAGAACGAUAACCAAUCACCCUCAUUAUGAAGAUAAAAAGUUAAGGGAUAGAACUAAACAGAUCUAUCAGAUUUAUUCCAAACAUUCUCCUGAAGAAGUAUACAGAAUCCUGCGAUUGUAUGGAACAAACUAUAUUGUACUUGAGGACAGUAUCUGUUAUGAAAGAAGACAUAGAAGAGGCUGUCGUUUGAGAGACUUGAUUGAUAUAGCAAAUGGUCAUGUGAUGGACGGUCCUGGAGAAAACGAUCCAGAUUUAGAGACUUCUCCUCAUCCACGCUUCUGUGAUGAAAUCAAAUCUAAUGCACCUCUGUAUUCUUCCUAUUUCACUCGUGUAUUUAAAAACAAAACUUUUCAUGUCUACAAGCUAAAGAAAAAGAAGGCCCAACCUUAGUGGAAGUAAAAUUUUGUAACUUUUCAAUAUUACAUAGCAGAUUAUAGAUACUGGUUUUGACAAAGGUAAAGCCAAGUCAAAUUUAUAUAAGAAUCUAACCUUGUAUCUAAGGUUGUAAGCUCUGUUCCUUCAGAGAAUUGCAAUUAAUGCUUAUUGCUUCUUAUUUCGGUACAAAAUGUAAUAUUCAAUAUCAGUGAAACCUUUUGCUUGAACUAGUUCUCUGUUGCAUUUAUUUAUAUUUCACUUACUAUAUUGGAGCAAGAAUUUUACUAGACACUGUUUCUCAUUUGUAUUAUAUUCCAUAAAUUGUUAUUUAUUUGCAAGGCACUAUUGCAUAAUUUCUGUUACUCAAAAGUGUUAGCAUCAUCAUCAUGCAUUUAUUUGAAUUCUUAGAUAUUCUUAACAGCAUUAAUUUUUAAUAGCUUUUCUCUACACAUUCAUGCAUGAAGGGAUCACUUAGAUUGUUACUACAUUAUUUUUUACAUUUAUUCCUGUAGAUGAAAUUGAGGAUUUAGUUACUGAUAAUGUUUAGUAGAUUAUUUAUAGUGUAAAUUAUGAAAAAUUGUACUUAAGUAGUAGCAAAUGAUUAAAUUUGUUGGUUGGUAAUGAACUGUAAGAAGUUUUAUUAUACUGUUGCUCCUCAGUUAUAUUUUGAAUAUUUUAAAGUUAUUAAACAUUCUCACUGAUAACUAGCAAAAUCAAGCUCAAGACCUUUGAUUCAUACUAGUUCACAGCAAGGAUCUUAUGCAUUACUUACAUUCCGAAUUGAUAUUGGUCAAAAAGUGAUAAUAAUAAGCACUGUGUUUUUAAUUAGGAUGAAUGUAAAAUCGUACAGAAUUUUCUGCAAUAGAAUUUUGUAAUACAGUAAUUGUAAUCUUUGACAAAGGUUAUUGCAUGUAUGAAAAACUGAUUAGUCACAUGUUUGAUGUUCUAGAUACUAGGUAAUUUUCUCCUUUCUUUGACAGUAACCUUCAGUCAUCUCUUCUAACUAAUCGUUUAACCUCUGGUCCAUUGUUUCAGCAGAGUAGUCUGCAGUUUUAAACUGUUGGUAUUGUAUCUGUUUUCACGCCAGAUCAGAGCCAUACUGAAGGAUAAGAGCAAUUUUGUUUAUAUUGUUCUACACUAAUUUUUCUAAAGUUACACAUAUGCCACACAAUUACUUAGGUUAUUCUAUCAGUUUAGCUCUUUGUAUGAAAAAUGCUAACAAUUUAACUUUUUAUUAAAUGACAAUUAUUAAGAGAACUAAUUGAGUUUCAGCACUGAUACUUGAAUUUAACAAUGCCAUUAUGAUCAACUACAGAAUACUGUACUCUAUAAAUGUUGCUUGCUUUAAUCACAUUGUAUAUCAAAUAUGAAUUUUGAAAUAGAAACUGACUUUAGUAAAUUCAAACCACAGCAUUGUUUCAUGCAAACUUUUAGGAAAUUAUAGAUACAUUCUAAUAGAUGUUCUUUGUCACAAGAUGUAUAUCUUUGGUUAUAAAUGCCUUGGACAAUUAUCUAAAAAGGGAAGUGUAAAGAUGAGUCAAUGUUUAAACUUAUAAAUUCUGUGAUCUCUUUAAAACAAAUGUUUGUGAAUCUUUCAUAUUGUGUUCACAGUGUUUAAUAGCUGCAAAAUAUAAAUGGACUGAGAAAUUAGUUU